Molecule: messenger RNA, 1317 nt
Organism: Gamsiella multidivaricata
Lineage: Eukaryota; Fungi; Mortierellomycota; Mortierellomycetes; Mortierellales; Mortierellaceae
Product: Biopterin-dependent aromatic amino acid hydroxylase-domain-containing protein
Exons: 4
Coding region: 1-1317 (438 amino acids)
Biological process (GO): L-phenylalanine biosynthetic process
Molecular function (GO): oxidoreductase activity, acting on paired donors, with incorporation or reduction of molecular oxygen, reduced pteridine as one donor, and incorporation of one atom of oxygen; prephenate dehydratase activity; iron ion binding
Source: RefSeq, a predicted model, not a curated record
AUGUCUUCCCCAGUUCUUCACAAAUGCACCGACGCCUUGGUCACCCCGGUCAAGGUCACCGUCCACUUCUCCACGACCGACAGAGUCGGUGCUCUCGACGAGUGUCUGGCCGCCAUCAAGGCCAUGAACAUUUCUCUCACCCGCAUUGAAUCGCGACCGAGCAAGACCUCCGAGCGGGACUAUGAUUUCUUUGUCGACUUUGAUGCCGUCAAUGCUGAACAGGUCAGCCAGGCCACCAAAUCGCUUGCGGGUCUGGCCAAGCAGGUCCACGUCGUAGGCACAGGUGGUGCUUCUGAGCUGCCAGAGUCGACGCCAUGGUUUCCUCGCAAGAUGGUCGACCUGGAUACGUUUGCUGACAAAGUGCUUGAGAUGGGCGAAGAACUUGAUGCCGACCAUCCUGGUGCAAAGGAUGCAGUCUACCGAGCGCGCCGUGCCGAGAUAACCAAGAUUGCAAAGACUUAUCGAACUGGCCAGUCUAUUCCUCACGUCGAGUACACGCAGGUCGAGAUCGACACUUGGACGACUGUCUUCAACAAGCUGAUCACCAUGUUCCCGACCCACGCCUGCAGAGAGCACCAAUACGUCUUCCCACUGCUCGUCCAAAAUUGUGGCUAUGGACCCUCCAAAAUCCCUCAGCUCGACGGUGUUUCCAAGUUUUUGAAGGACUGCACCGGUUUCACCCUACGACCUGUCAUGGGUCUGCUGACAAGCCGCGAUUUUUUGAACGGCCUAGCCUUUAGGGUCUUCCACUCGACCCAAUACAUUCGACACCACUCCAAACCACUGUACACUCCAGAACCGGACGUUUGUCAUGAGCUCCUGGGACAUGUGCCUCUGUUCGCCAACCCAGACUUUGCAGAUUUUUCACAGGAGAUUGGUCUGGCCUCCUUGGGUGCGAGUGAUUCGGAUAUUGAACACCUUGCAACCAUCUACUGGUUCACAGUUGAGUUUGGUCUCUGUCGUCAGGAUGACCAGCUCCGUGUUUAUGGUGCUGGAUUGUUGUCCUCAUUUGGUGAACUCGAGUAUUGCCUCAGUGACAAGCCCGAGAUCAGACCAUUUGAGCCCGCCAAGGUCGCACAGCAAAAGUAUCCGAUCACGGAGUACCAGCCUGUGUACUUUGUUGCAGAGUCCUUCAAGGAUGCACAGAUGCGCGUUCGACAGUUUGCGAAUUCUCUGCAGAGACCUUUCUCUGUCCGGUACAAUGCUUACACGGAGAGCAUUGAGAUUCUGGACUCGAAGGACAAGGUCUUGCGAUAUGCACAGUCCAUCAAGACCGACAUGCUGACGCUUGUCGAUGCCCUGGAGAGGCUCGCUUAA